This is a messenger RNA of Magnusiomyces paraingens, 1746 nucleotides long. RefSeq lists its product as uncharacterized. Bases 1 to 1746 code for a protein of 581 amino acids. NCBI's taxonomy places the organism in Eukaryota, Fungi, Ascomycota, Dipodascomycetes, Dipodascales, Dipodascaceae. The record is from RefSeq and is a predicted model, not a curated record. The transcript is spliced from 2 exons.
AUGUCAGACCCCCCCAACAACACCCAAACCACGUUUAGUGGCGGCGACCCUCCUGCCGACAAUAAUUAUACCGACAAUAAUAAUGAACAGACUAAUAUUAAUGAUAUGCAAAAAAUUAUUGCUGUUGAACUGAAGGAGAAAGAAAGUUCUCAUUCCAGAGGACCUCAUUCUCAUGAAGCUCAUCACAUCAAACCCUCGACAAAAAUCCAAAAAAAUAAUGAAAAACCAGACUCCCAUAAAAAAAUUGAAACUAUCCACAAAAAGCUUGAAUCGAAUGAUAAGCAUAAUGCUUCUUCAAACCACGAAACCCCCGUUGAAACCCCUAUUGUGAAUGUUGGUCCAACCUUGAACCCUACCUUUGACUCUUCACCAGAUGGUGGUGAUGUGGAAAUUGACGCAACACCAUCACGUGACAUGGAUGUUCUCAUGCCGGAUGCAAAUCCAUUUGGUGAUAAUUCUGAAGCCUGGGAAUACAUCUUAAAACUUAAGGAUGUAUUUCUGGUUGAAUUGUCUAUUGUUAAAGAAGACUUGAGUAUUACAAUUGAAGAUUGGGAAAUAAAAUUUCAAAAUCUUGAACUUAAAAACAAUGAGUUAGCUAAACAACUCAUUGCUUUGACCGAAAAGCUUAAAGCUUCAGAAGGACAAGUGAAUUCUCUUCGCUCAGAACUUGAUGUUUUGAGAAACAAUCAGGUUCACACAGAAGUUAAACAUGUAAUGUUUGAAAAACUUAAAAAGGAAGUUAAGGAUAAUAAGGAUCAUUGCGAUAAAGUGAAACAUAAAGCUGAUGAAAUAGCUAAGAUGACUCUUCAAGAUUUGUCUCAAGAAAAAGCAAGAAACAAAAGAAUUAUCGACACUGAAAUCAAGGAAUUCAAAGAAAUGACCAACAAUCUUGAGAAAAGAGUUGAUAAUAUGGAAUACAAACUACGCAAAAAGGAAAUCAAGAGUGCGGUAAGAAAAGUCGACACUUUGCCUUUUGCUUUGACCCCUAAAACUCCAAAUGGAGCAACUCCAAAGUUGAAAGACAUUAUGAAGGCUCAAAAACAACACCGUGAAACUAAAGUUGAUGAAGACAAACCCACUUUUAGAGUGUGCAUAAGAAUUCCAGAUACCAUGAAAAGAGUUAAUAUCCCUGCGAUUGGAAAGAAAAUUGAUGCGGUUGCACAAAUGCCGGUGGCUCAGGAAAUAGGCUAUACUGUCAAAGGGCAUUUAUAUGUUCAACUUAAUGACAAAGAUUUUGCUGAUAAAGCUGCAGAAUGGAUCCCCAAAGUUGACCCUACUUAUUCAGUGCUUGACACAGAUUCUUGGUACAAGGCUGUACUUCAGGAAAUACCUAAUACGGCAUCGAUUGAAGACUUGAAAGAAACUCUCUACAAUUUUAAUGAUUACCAUAUUGUUUUGAAUACCGAACCCAAAAUCAUUAGCAGAAACCAAUUUACCCAAACAGCAUUGGUUUCAUUCAGAAAUGCCCAAGACUAUGCAAAGUGUGCUGAUAAUCUUAUUAUCCAGUACACAAAAGUUAAAGUUAGACCUUUUAUUAGCAGAAAAAAAACUCCUGAAGAACUCCAAGCUAUGCGUAAUAAGAUACGAUUAUUGAAAAAUGAAUCAGACAAAAAGGAUAAUGAGGCCCAUCCUGUUUCCACUGACGACUCACAAGAUGAACCGAUGAAAGAAACAAAUAUUGAAGAACUAGAUGAAUCCAAUGAGGAAGAAAACGAAAACAAUUCUAUUACAUCCAAUGAAUUAUAA